AAAGUUAUUUUCUUUUAUUACACGCUUAUUAUUUGUUGUAUAGUUAAUUAUCUAUAAUUAUGUAUAUAUGUACAUAUUAUGUAUAAUUAUCAAAAUACUUAAGAUUUUAAAAAACUGAAACUUAAAAAUUUUAAUUUAUUUUUUAAAAAUAAAUAAUGAAACGUUUCUAAAUACUUUUUAAAAUUUAUAUAAUGCAUAGUAAAAUAUCAUGUUAAAAGAAAUAUUUUCAAUUUAUUUUUUUCGAGUUUAGAGCUAUAAUAUUUUAAUAAAUAUUUAAUAAAAAAUAAAGAAAAUGGCUUCAGAACUUCCACCAACGUUGAAACAACUAUUUAAUUAUAUUGAUGACCAUAAAACAGAAUAUAUAAAUAAUUUGCGGGAAGUAGUAGCUAUAAAAUCUGUCUCGGCAUGGCCAAACCAUAGAAAUGAAGUAAUCAAGAUGAUGAAAUGGACAGAAAUCAAAUUAAAAAAUCUUGGAAUCAAUACAGAAUUAGUAGAUAUAGGAAAACAAGUUCUUCCAGAUGGAAAUCAAAUUCCUUUACCACCUGUUUUAUUAGGAACUUAUGGAUCUGAUCCUAAAAAAAAAACAGUUCUCAUAUAUGGACAUUUGGAUGUUCAACCUGCAUUAAAAGAAGAUGGUUGGGAUACUGAACCAUUUAUUCUUACUGAAAAAAAUGGUAAAUUAUUUGGACGUGGAAGUACAGAUGAUAAAGGUCCUGUACUUUGUUGGAUUCAUGUAUUACAAGCUUAUAAAGCUAUUGGAAUAGAUAUUCCUGUUAAUCUUAAGUUUGUCUUUGAAGGUAUGGAAGAAAGUGGUAGUGAAGGUUUAGAUGAACUUCUUUGGGCACGAAAAAAUACAUUUUUACAAAAUAUUGAUUAUAUAUGCAUAUCUGAUAAUUAUUGGUUGACUACUAAGAAACCUUGUAUUACUUAUGGUUUAAGAGGAAUUUGUUAUUUUCAUGUAGAAGUAAUUUGUGCUGAUAAAGAUAUGCAUAGUGGUACAUAUGGUGGAAUUUUGCAUGAAGCAAUGCCAGAUUUGAUAUAUUUGUUAAACACAUUGGUUGAUGUAAAUGGAAAAAUUUUAAUAGAUGGCAUUUAUGAUAAAGUUGACAAAAUUCUAGAAAAAGAAUUAGAAUCUUAUAAAACAAUAGAAUUUGAUGUUGCUGCAUUCAGAGAUUCUAUUGGAAUUAAUAAAUUAGUUCAUAAUGAAGAUAAAAUUCAAAUUUUGAUGCAUCGAUGGAGAGAACCAAGUUUAUCUCUUCAUGGAAUAGAGGGUGCAUUUAGUGAACCAGGUGCAAAAACUGUUAUUCCAAGGAAAGUUACUGGAAAGUUUUCAAUUAGAAUAGUACCAAGUAUGACACCUGAAGAUACUGCAAAGAAAGUAAUAGCAUAUUUGAAUAAAAAAUGGGCUGCUAGAGGUAGUCCAAAUACAUUUAAUGUUAAUAUGUAUCAUGGAGGAAAAACAUGGUCUGAAAAUCCUGAUCAUCCAAAUUAUUUGGCUGGUCGAAAAGCUAUUAAACAUGUUUAUAAUGUAGAACCUGAUUUAUCACGUGAAGGAGGUUCUAUUCCAGUUACUUUGACAUUCCAAGAAACAACAGGCAAAAACAUAAUACUUUUACCAGUUGGUGCUAGCGAUGAUGGAGCACAUUCUCAAAAUGAAAAAAUAAAUAUUUGUAAUUAUAUUGAAGGUACUAAGAUGCUUGGAGCUUAUUUAUAUGAAAUAGCACAACUUCAACAUUAACAUUGUACAUGCACAUACAUGUAUUUUUAUUAUUAUUAUUAUUGAAUUAUUGAAUAUUUAUUAUUAUUAUUGAAAAAAUAAUCAAGAUAUAAAUUUAUAUUGAUGCAUUCAAGAACUUAUUUUUUUUGUAUUAUAAGCAAUAUUACACAAUUCAAAUUACACAUUUCAAAUUAAAAUGAAUCAUCAUAUUAUACUCGACUUGUCUACUUGUCAAAAUUUAUAGAAAUAAAACAUUCCCAUAAGAUUUUGAAUUAGAAAAGUUGAAUAUAUUUUUCUAUACAGAAACUUGCUUUAUUUUUAUAUAUAUAUAAAAUCUCAGUACUAAUUUGAAUUUCAUAAAUUAUUGAAUGUAAGAAUGAAUCAGCUUUUAUUUUUAUUUUAUGAAAAUAAUUAAAAGAACCAAGUUUGAGUAGAAAAAUAUAUUUAAUCUUUCCAAUUUAAAAUUUGGAUGGGAGUGUGUUUUGAUUUGUUUUUAUGGAUUUUAAUAAGUAGACAAGUUGAAUAUCACAUAACAAUUUAUUUAUGGAUUUAAAUAAAAUGUUUAUAUGAUUUAUCUAUGAAUUUAAUGUUAUUAUAUUAUAAUGUCAAUAUUUUAAAAUUUGUUGCAACUUAUUUGAAGUAACUUUUUGUUAAAUAAAUAAUUACAUAAUAUACAUUGUAUGUUAUAUUAUGCUAUUGUGAAAUAGAUUAUUAAAAAUAUAUGAAUUUGCCUUUGUAUUUAUUUUUUUUUAUUCUGCUUAUUAUGGUAUAAUAAUAUUAUGUAAAAAUAUAUAUUAAAGUAUUAAAUAAGUUCAGUUCA
This is a messenger RNA of Apis cerana (Asiatic honeybee), 2537 nucleotides long. It is a transcript of the gene Cndp2, whose product is annotated as Cytosolic non-specific dipeptidase 2. Lineage: Eukaryota; Metazoa; Arthropoda; Insecta; Hymenoptera; Apidae. Gene Ontology annotation, molecular function: metallodipeptidase activity. Gene Ontology annotation, biological process: proteolysis. The record is from RefSeq and is a predicted model, not a curated record.